Coregonus clupeaformis (lake whitefish) is the source of this 1689-nucleotide messenger RNA. RefSeq names its product sperm associated antigen 8 (gene spag8). Gene Ontology annotation, molecular function: microtubule binding. The record is from RefSeq and is a predicted model, not a curated record. Gene Ontology annotation, cellular component: cytoplasm; nucleus. Gene Ontology annotation, biological process: positive regulation of transcription by RNA polymerase II. The coding region runs from base 138 to 707 and encodes 189 amino acids. The transcript is spliced from 6 exons. NCBI's taxonomy places the organism in Eukaryota, Metazoa, Chordata, Actinopteri, Salmoniformes, Salmonidae.
CUAUGGUUACACUUCCGACAACAGAAUCGUAAAUAGUAGUGGUACAUUUAGCCAGCAAGCAAGCUAGCUAGCUCAAUUAUCUUGUUUUCACAAGAUAAAUUAUACAUUUUACACUGCUAACUAGUAAUGCAAAUAUAAUGACUGAUUUGGAUGCUUCUGUUGAACAAAAAUCGAUUGGAAAAUGUUUGCUGGAUAACUGGGUAGAGGAGCGGGCCACUGCAGUCCUUGACAACGAGAGGCCCAGACCGCACAUCCACAAAAAUGGACAUAAGGGGAUUCUCACUAUGGAUCUGUCAUCCAAAGUUCAAGGUGUCACCACAGUGAAUGCUGCUUUCACCCAUCCCAAAGGUCAUGGGGUGAGACAAAGGGGCCUCAGGGGAGAACUUUUGGAAAAAUAUCUAAUCAAGAAAAUAAGUGAGCAGACACAUGCAGAAUUCAACCCAGAGCCUCCCAAAACAGAGUUCUGCUCCACCACCAAAGAGGACUACAAAGUCGAAGGCUUUCAGCCUUCCCUCCCUUCACCUCUAAAGGAGCAUGACUACAAAAGCGAUCAGGCAAUUACUUUUUGGAGUGAGAAUCAUCAGCACAUACAGGGUGUGACAGCGGUGAGUACCAGAAAUACCCCAUUCAAGAAGAAUGCCACCUUCAGCACACCUAUCAGUGAACACAUGGAUGAUGAGCAUAUUCUGUACACACCUGAAAAUUAACCUGUUAUGAACAUUGGACAUGUCAUGCAUCUUAUGAACAGUGGUAUUAAAUUAUGUUUCCAUGAUGUUGUAUAAGACUAUUGCGCUCUUUAUUUUUUACAAAUUAUGUCUAGUCUCUGCACCGCAUAUGGUAUAACUUUUAUUGUUUAUCAAGCAUUUCCUCCACUGCAGUGGUUGCAUAGCCAAGCAAUUAUGUAGAAACAGUCCAAUAAAACAUUAGUGAGAAUACAUUCUAAAUGACCAUUUCAUUGAAUGCCUUAAUAAUGCUUAAACAUGUUCAUAUGAUUUGUGUAAGUACUGCACAUAUGAUUUAACACAACUAGACAGAUGAAAGGUAUUGGAUUGUAACUAUAUCCCAGGGUUAUUAUCUCCUUGUUGAAUUACAGUAGUUAUCUUUUUAUUCAUACCAGGGCUUUGUAUCAAGAAAAGUAUCUCUGUUUGUUCAUGCUGUUAUUUUUGCUUGUAGGUUCUUUUUUCCAAGGUUUUUUUCCUCCACUUAUGCAGUCUCAUUUUGCAACCCCUAAUUUCCAAAACUGAGCACUGCUGAACAACAGAAAACCACAUUUUCCUCUUUCUCCUGCGCUGGGCAAAAAUUGAUCUGGCUAUUGUCCUUGGACAAAUUACAAAGCCAUACAUUUUCUGAGACGAGGAAAGUGUUUUUCCACCUUUAGGAAGAAGAGAGGCACACAGAAGCCUCCACCAUACAGAUGUCAGACAUAUUGAUGUUCAUGCAGCCUCCUUACAUCAGAGAGCAUGGCUCGAUUCAAAUACGUGUUCUGUCAAUCAGAGGACAAUUCUUCAUGGUGUUACUCUCUCCUCUCCCUUUCAGCAGAGAUUAGGAGGUAGCUAUGGCAACAAGUAAUUUUAGACUACAUUUAUGCAGCUUUUUCCCCAAACAUUUAAUUGCCGCAUGGGAUUAGAGGGGGAAACAAUUGGUGUCUGAAACAGAUGCCAUUUAGCUACUUACUGCCAAGUGAAAUAU